Molecule: messenger RNA, 1495 nt
Organism: Cygnus atratus (black swan)
Lineage: Eukaryota; Metazoa; Chordata; Aves; Anseriformes; Anatidae
Gene: NDUFAF7
Product: NADH:ubiquinone oxidoreductase complex assembly factor 7
Exons: 9
Coding region: 23-1414 (463 amino acids)
Biological process (GO): mitochondrial respiratory chain complex I assembly
Cellular component (GO): mitochondrion
Molecular function (GO): protein-arginine omega-N symmetric methyltransferase activity
Source: RefSeq, a predicted model, not a curated record
CCGAGUGCGGCCGCGCCCCGCCAUGGUGCAGCCGUGGCGGAGCCGCCCGCUCCUGGCUGCGGCUCUGGGGCUCGGCGGCCGCCGGCGGCUGCCCCGGAGCCGUGGCGGCACGGCAGCGCUCCUUCCCCCGGGCUCGGGCUCGGGCUCGGGCACGGCCCCGGCGGCGCGGCCGUGCUCGGGCGGCGGCGUGCUGCGGCACCUGCUGCUCAAGCUGCGGGCCACCGGGCCGCUGACGGUGGCCGAGUACAUGCGGGAGGCGCUCACCAACCCCGGCCAGGGCUACUACACGCGGCGCGGCGGCGUCGGCAGGGACUUCGUGACGGCGCCCGAGGCAAGACGCGAAGCCGCUUCCCGCAGCUCCCGCAGUCGCGCCGUGUCUGUGUGUCAGUUGGUAGGGAUAUGGUACCUCAGCGAGUGGAUGGCCGCCGGCAAGCCCGCAGCGUUCCAGCUGGUGGAGCUGGGCCCGGGGACGGGCGCUCUCACUGAGGACAUACUGCGGGUCUUCAACCAGCUUGCCUCUUUACUUAGUAAAUGUGAUGUGUCUAUUCACCUGGUAGAAGUGAGUCCCAAACUCAGUGAGAGCCAAGCACAGAUGCUGACAGGAGGGAAGGUGCAGUCAAACUCCGAGGACGAAGCUGCUUACAUGAAAGGCAUCAGCAAGACUGGAAUUCCAAUUUACUGGUACAGAGGCAUUCAAGAUGUACCACAAGGUUACAGCUUUUACUUAGCACAUGAGUUUCUGGAUGCCCUGCCAAUACAUAAGUUUCAGAGAACAGAGAAAGGCUGGCGUGAGGUGUUGGUUGAUAUAGAUCCAGAGGCUCCUGACCAGCUGCGGUUUGUCCUGUCACCAUCCAGUACCCCUGCAACAGAAAACUUUAUUCAGCCUGAAGAAACGAGAGAUCACGUGGAAGUAUGUCCCGAGGCCGGUGUCCUCAUUCAGAGGCUUGCCUGUCGCAUCGAAAAGGAUGGUGGGGCCGCACUGAUUGCUGAUUAUGGUCACGACGGAACCAAAACUGACACUUUCCGGGGUUUCCAGAAUCACAAACUCCACGAUGUGCUGAAAGCUCCAGGUACAGCAGACCUGACAGCAGAUGUUGAUUUCAGCUAUCUUCGAAAGAUGGCACAGGGAAAAAUAGCCACGUUGGGCCCCAUAAAACAACGGGAGUUUUUAAAGAACAUGGGUGUUGACCUCCGAAUGCAGGUGCUCUUGCAGAAUUCACACGACUCAGCAACUCGGGAGCAGUUACUCCACAGCUAUGAUAUGUUGAUGAACCCUAAGAAAAUGGGAGACCGUUUUCAUUUUUUUGCCUUGCUGCCUCAUUACAGACUUACACAACCUCACAAGGAACAUCAUCUGCAAUCCAAGUCCCCCCUCCCACCUGUUGCUGGAUUUGGUGAGCUCUUACUGAAGUAAUUUCAACUGCAAUACCAAAAUGUCUAAUAGUGGCAGCUUCCAGUAACAACCUAUUAAAUAAAAACAGUAAAAGAAAUCAAA